Molecule: messenger RNA, 2902 nt
Organism: Oryctolagus cuniculus (rabbit)
Lineage: Eukaryota; Metazoa; Chordata; Mammalia; Lagomorpha; Leporidae
Gene: TGIF2
Product: TGFB induced factor homeobox 2
Biological process (GO): regulation of DNA-templated transcription
Molecular function (GO): DNA binding
Source: RefSeq, a predicted model, not a curated record
GAGGGCCUGCGGGGGGAGCCGCGGCACCGAGUUGGACCGGGGCGAGGGGCUGGGGGUGCGGGCGCCCCCAGCGCCUCCGCGUCCUCGCCGCGAGCCAUGUGCUCCGGCUCGGGCCGGGCGGCGGGGGAGGCUGCGCGCUUUGUGUGAACGGCUGGGAAUGCGGGCGGGAGUGUCGGGGCCGAGCUGGGGGAGUUGUCACAAAGUUCCUGCGGGAGUGGCUGCAGGUGGCGUCGUGGGGGCGUGCAGGGGGCGUCGUGUCCGGGGGUGUUGCUGCCGAUCGGCGAGUCUGGGAACCUGUGGCGUGGACCCCCAGCCUAGCCCUCAGGCGCCAUGUCGGACAGCGACCUGGGCGAAGACGAGGGCCUCCUGUCCCUGGCCGGCAAGAGGAAGCGCCGGGGGAACCUGCCCAAGGAGUCGGUGAAGAUCCUGCGGGACUGGCUCUACCUGCACCGCUACAACGCCUACCCCUCCGAGCAGGAGAAGCUGAGCCUCUCGGGACAGACCAACCUCUCCGUGCUGCAGAUAUGUAACUGGUUCAUCAACGCCCGGCGGCGGCUUCUCCCAGACAUGCUUCGGAAAGAUGGCAAAGACCCCAACCAGUUCACCAUCUCUCGCCGUGGAGGGAAGACCUCCGACGUGGCCCUCCCGCGGGGCAGCAGCCCCUCUGUGCUGGCUGUGUCCGUGCCAGCCCCUGCCAAUGUGCUCUCCUUGUCCGUGUGCUCCGUGCCUCUCCAUUCAGGCCAGGGGGAGAAGCCAGCAGCCCCCUUCCCGCAGGGGGAGCUGGAGCCCCCCAAGUCCCUAGUGGCCCCCGGCAGCACGCUCACCCUGCUGACCAGGGCUGAGGCCGGGAGCCCCACAGGGGGACUGUUCAACACGCCGCCGCCCACGCCCCCAGAGCAGGACAAGGAGGACUUCAGCGGCUUCCAGCUGCUGGUGGAGGUGGCGCUGCAGCGGGCUGCCGAGAUGGAGCUCCAGAAGCAGCAGGGCCCGGCCCCCCCGUUGCUGCACACCCCCAUCCCGCUAGUCUCUGAGAACCCCAAGUAGGCACCUGCAGCAGGGGGCUGGCCUGGGGUGCCGUCUGCUUCCCUUCCACACAGAGGGUUCUCUCUGGAUCACUGCCACACGUCGGGACCAUCUCCUCUGCCCAGAGGGGUUCCGCAGGAGGGCGCCAGCAGGCGUCCCUGCCCUGGGCGGGGCCCUCUCCUCUGCGGACUCCUCCCCGUGGUGAGACCAAGAGACCAGAGACAGGCAUGGUGCUGCUGCUGCUGCUCCAGAGAACCCCUGGAACACACGUGUUCAACCUGGCUUCCUGGGCUGGGCUCCAGGAACCUGCCAGGUUGAGGCCUGGGCUGGGUCCAAGCCGCCCCUGAGCCGUGCUGCUUCUGUCAAACCAGGUGUGGACAUGCCAAGUUCACAGGCGUGAGCAGAGGAGAGGCACCCAGCAGAUGGAACAGAACCGACUCCAGUUGAAUGUUCAGUUCUUCGCUAAGCUGUUUAUCCUUCCUUUUUGCUGUGGUUCGCGUCAGGGGAGUAGGUAGCCCGGGCGUAGGACUUAGAGUGCCUUGGUGAUGGAGUCUUGUGAGCCCGGGGUGACCCAGCACCCUGCCUGGGGGCGCCCUACGAGGAGGGAGUCUUUGCAUUUUCGGGACCAUGUUGAUCUCUGCAGCAGUGGGAAGUUCCAAAUGGUUGACUUGGUUUGGGUUACCAAAAAGAAAUCUUCAGGGUGCCUGUUCUGCUGCAUCAGGCACAGCAGGGGGUGGAGCCACCCCAAGUUAGAGUCCACCAGAAUCGCCCUAAACCUCCCUGGGCACAGAAGGGAGAAGCGUGUUUGAACCAGAGAGGCGUUUGGUGUUUUGUGUUUGUUUUGACUGUGUUUGGGGGUGGGGUGGGGAAAGUAAGCAUAGACUAAGACAGUGAGUUUUUUUCUCUAACAUUCCCCUUCUUUGUUCUUGAACACUCUGCCCUGCAGCCUGAGUUUUGAAUUCCUUUAGGAACGUGGAUUAGGGAGGCUGCGAUGGAAAUCCCCAGCGCCUGCUACUUGGAGAGAAGGGAGCCACCUAGUGGCCAGCUGCGGCCGGGCUCUUUCCUGGGUGGUGGGCCAGCGGGCAGCAGUGCUUGGGCUGCAGCCCGCCGCGGCCUGGGUCUGUUGCACCUUUCUUUAGUGUUGCAGGGCCCCCCACGCGAGCUCCCCUCUUCUGCGCUGUGCCACUGCUGACAGUCUGCAACAGCAGCAGACCCCGUCUUCCAUCAUGGACCCUAAGAAACACUAACUUAGGUUAUUAGCCGAGAUGUUUUUGUUCUGAAGAACGCUGUUCUCUGAAACUCCCGGGUCAGGCACAAGGGGGACUUCAGGAGGUUCCUGGGUGAGCUUGACUGGGACAAAGGCAGCAGCAUGUGUUCUGUCCCCUUUUGGGGUGACCUCCCCCAUGAUGGCCUGGCCCAUCCAUUGCUUCCUGAGUAGAAUCGCUGACUUAAGGAGCAGGAAUUCUGCUCUCUGUUUGGCCUCUCUGACCUCUUCCUCCUGAGCCCUCUGUGUGUGUGCCCCAGGGGGGUCAGGGAUUCUCAUCACCCAGCCGUGUGCGCAAGCCCGGCUUUGGAUGACCCUUGAGGACGCCUGUGGUGGGGGGUGCUGGGCCCCCCCACCCAGGGCUUCCCCUCCCACGGUGCACUGAGUGGUGGAAGGGCAAGGGGGUGGAGCCAUGCUGCUGAAUUCUGGUUGGCAUCCCCCCUUGAAGAUGGGGUGUCUGGGGUGGGGCAGCCCCUGCUUGGGUUUGGUUGCAAGAUAAACCUGGAGGAGAAGCACAGUGGUCCCGUUGAAUUAUUUGAGCAAAGAACUACUGUAAAUAAUUUUUGUUUUUGUCUUUUGUCAAAUAAAGUUGUUUUUGUUUUUGUAAAACAGAAA